AUGUUCUCUCAUCGAUUAGCGGAGCACGGUUUUGAUGUAUUCCAGAUGCUCGCUGUUGACCUGCUCCACAAAUUUGAGCUGGGAGUCUGGAAGGCAACAUUCACACAUUUGAUACGGAUCUUGGUUUCUUUCAAGGCUGAUCUGGUGUUGGAUAACCGUUAUCAUCAGACACCUACUUUCGGAGGCUUCGUGAUCUGUCGUUUCCACAACAAUGUCUCGGAAAUGAAGAAACUGGCUGCUCACGACUUCAAAGAUAUCUUACAGUGUGCUAUUCCAUGCUUUGAAGGCAUGUUUACCUCACAUACAGGCCUCAACCAGAUCGUGAGUGACCUAUUAUUCGAUCUCUCACACUGGCAUGCUCUAGCCAAACUGAGGAUCCCUGACGACUCAACUAUACUAUCCCUUGAGGAGGUCACGAAGAGUUUGGGCUCCAGUUUAAGGAGAUUUGCAACCCAAGUGAAGGACAUUCCAAUGAAGGAGCUGUCAAGCGAGGUGGACCACCGUGGUCAUCGAGCAGCAAAAAAAGCAGCCAAGGCCAGCACAGAAAAGUCUGGUAAAGGGGGAAAGCAGGAUACUGAAGCUAUGGCAGUGGCAAGGGUUGCUGAGAAAGCUGUGAAGGCGACAGGUACCAAACUUCACGAAUUCAACCUGUCGACUGCAAAGGAAUGUGGAACAACCGAUAGCUAUUCUACACUCAAUGUCAAAGUCGAAUACAGACUCUCAAAGAAGCGAUAUGGCCAAAUGAAUAGAAACAACUUUGAAGCCCAAGUGGCUCGUGCAGACAAACGAGUGUGUGCAAUGUGCAAGGUCAGCCAGCAAAUCAAGUCAGUGUAUGGAGCUCCCAAACGCCUAGCCUGUAAAAUUCUUGGCCUACCUGAAUGA
Marasmius oreades (fairy-ring Marasmius) is the source of this 882-nucleotide messenger RNA. RefSeq lists its product as uncharacterized. NCBI's taxonomy places the organism in Eukaryota, Fungi, Basidiomycota, Agaricomycetes, Agaricales, Marasmiaceae. The coding region runs from base 1 to 882 and encodes 293 amino acids. The record is from RefSeq and is a predicted model, not a curated record. The transcript is spliced from 4 exons.